Molecule: messenger RNA, 1678 nt
Organism: Lottia gigantea (owl limpet)
Lineage: Eukaryota; Metazoa; Mollusca; Gastropoda; Lottiidae
Exons: 14
Coding region: 43-1449 (468 amino acids)
Biological process (GO): L-tryptophan catabolic process; quinolinate biosynthetic process; NAD+ metabolic process
Cellular component (GO): mitochondrial outer membrane
Molecular function (GO): kynurenine 3-monooxygenase activity; FAD binding; NAD(P)H oxidase H2O2-forming activity
Source: RefSeq, a predicted model, not a curated record
UUGAGCUAGUAUGAUAUAAAGGUAGAGUGAAAGUUUAAAAAAAUGGCGACGACAGGGCAAGAAAUCGUAAUAGUCGGAGGAGGGCUGGUUGGAGCAUUAAAUGCCUGUUUUUUGGCUCAAAGAGGAUUUAAAGUGAGUUUAUAUGAAAUGAGAGCAGAUAUUCGUACACAACUUCAUGUAAAAGGGCGAAGUAUAAAUUUAGCGCUGUCACGGAGGGGACGUGAAGCUUUAAAGAUGGUGGGUCUAGAAGACAUGGUAGUAGAAAAUGGGAUACCAAUGCACGCUAGAAUGAUACAUGAUUUAGAUGGUACUCGAAGACCAAUACCAUACGGUGAAAAACAUCAGUACAUUAUGUCAGUUGACAGAAAACAUUUAAAUGAAGUUUUAUUGAAUGCUGCUGAACAGAAGGGUAUCAAAUUGCUUUUUGAACAUAAAUUGAUACGAUGUGAUUUUGACAGGGGAAUGGUCAUUUUUGAAAGAGCAGAUGAAAGUCAGGUGACUGUAUCAUGUGACCUGAUAAUUGGUUGUGACGGAGCGUUUUCAGCAGUACGGAACCAGAUGAUGAAAAGGACGAGGUUGGACUAUCAACAGGAAUAUAUACCCCAUGGUUACGUCGAGUUGACUAUACACCCCAAACAAAAUCAGUUUGCUAUGGAAGUAAAUUAUUUACAUAUUUGGCCACGAAACGAGUUUAUGAUGAUAGCAUUACCUAAUCAAGAUAAAACCUACACCACUACUCUCUUUAUGCCGUUUAAAAACUUUGAAUCUCUGAAAACCAAAGAUGAUAUUAUCGAAUUUUUCCAGAAAUAUUUCCCUGAUUCCAUUCCCUUAUUAGAAGAAGAGAAUAUCAAAGAAACAAUGUCCUCCACUCCGGCUCAACCACUCAUAUCUAUUAAGUGUCAUCCGUACCAUGUUGGAACGAAAGGGUUGAUAAUGGGUGAUGCUGCUCACGCUAUGGUGCCAUUUUAUGGGCAGGGGAUGAACGCGGGUUUUGAAGAUUGUAUUGUAUUAGAUGAACUAAUGGAUGAAUACAAAAAUGAUUUUACGAAAGUUUUACCAGCUUAUACAGAGAAACGUCAUGUGGAUGCUACAGCUAUUUGUGAAUUGGCUAUGUAUAAUUAUAUUGAGAUGAGAUCUUCUGUCAACUCUAAAUUAUUUUUAUUGAGAAAAAAGUUGGAUAAUUUUUUACAGAAAUUAUUUCCUAAAUCAUGGAUUCCACUUUAUACGAUGGUCUCCUUCACCAGGACGAGGUAUCAUCAAUGUAUCGAACGCAGAAAAACACAAGAUAAGAUAAUCCGAUGUUUAAGCUAUUCUAUCAUUCCAUUGGUUGUUGGAGUCACUGUCAUAGUAACCAAACGUAACGAGAUUGGACAAUAUAUUUCAGAUAUACCGCUUAAUAUCUCACAGUUAAAAAUAUCAUUGGAUAGAUUUAUACAUAGAUUUUUAUAAUGCGAUGAAAUAUUUUCUUGUGAUUUUGGUCAACUGUUUGAAAUGAAAUGAAAUGGAGUUUUACGUCCUACUUAUGAAAAUUAUGAUUCAAAUCUAGUCUUUCUAUUAUUUGAAAUUCCAGCCAUAAUCGCACCCUCACUGGCACCCCCACUGCAUUGAUUGUAAUGUCCAUCCAUAAUUGAUUGUAUCUUUUUAUUUGUUGUAAUUUUUAUAAAUCAUUACCUUGAAG